Molecule: messenger RNA, 1252 nt
Organism: Prorocentrum cordatum
Lineage: Eukaryota; Dinophyceae; Prorocentrales; Prorocentraceae
Source: the annotation of a GenBank genome assembly
GCCCUAGUGUCUGGAGCUUGAAAUGCUGCCGGCUGAGCUGGUUCUGCUGGUUCCAAGUGCCCCUCGCCCAGCCCAUCCAUCUCGUCCAACGGGCUGUUGACCCGAGCGGUUUUUGCUGCAGGUGUAGCCGGUGACGUGGGAGAGGACGGCGAAGCCAUGCUGUGUUUCUCUGCCGUGAACAGAUGCUUGACAGGGGUACCUGAAGAAGGCGUGGAGGAGUCGAAGUGCAAAGUAUGAUCAGUAUGGGAGGGCAGAAGACAUGUAAUCAGUAAUUGUGAGAAGUGUCCCUGGUUACAGCAGGAAGUUCUGUUUAGAAUCGUGGCGCACCCCUGGGAAAAUGCGCACCCUUGAGCCGAAAUGGCUACGGGAGGGGGAUAAACUACCCCCCAGAGGAAGGCAAUGUCUCUGUUGUUAUUCCUUGUCCCGUUGUCUUUGCCUCGUCCUUCUACUAUUCGGCUUCAUCGUUAUCCCCGUCUAGUUGACUGUUCAUCCUGAUCUGGCUUAUCAACCUCGCUUCGACUUUUUAUCCUCAACCUCUUCCUCUCCGCCACAGGCAAGGCUACCGCUGUUGGCGACAAUGGUUGCCAAUGCUGGCGUGGUCGUCGCCCGCUGCGAGGAGGACGUGAGGGCGCUGCAGCAGAGGGCGAAGGGCAUGACAGUGGACGACGCAGAGCGGCAAGCUGCCAGCACCCUCCAGCGCAUACGAGGUGCCAAGUCCUCUUGGAGCACCGCGCGCGCAGCGAUCGACGGCUUGAGUGACGUCGAGAAGCGCUAUAGGUCGGGCAUCCGGGCCUUCCUCGCGGUCAAGGCGAAGAGGAUCGAGAUCGACAUGGGUCGUCUUGGUCAGCGGCUUGAGCGGGUUACCAACCUGACAAGACGCUUCCCUGAGAGAAUACGGAUGUCCCAGGUGCGGAAGGAGCGCCGGAGGAGGAGGGCCGACGAGGCCGCGCGGGCUGCCGAGGAGGCGGAGAGGGACGUCGAUCUUCAAAUCGAGGAGCACAUUCGGCAGCUCGAGCUCGUCGCGAUGGCGGCGGCGGACGCGCGACCCCUGGCGGCAGAUUGCGGAAACACCGAAGACAUGAUGCAGGCGCUCCUCGCAGAGACCGCCACCAGUGCGUAGGGGCAGCGCUGAGCGGCCGCGCGCCAACGUGCGGGCCGUGGUGGAUGUCGGCUGGGCGUCUUGUAUGAGCAGGGGCGCGCGAGAAAGCAGCCCGCCAACGCUUCUGUCGCGGCGCGGGGCGGGCGCGGGAGA